Oncorhynchus kisutch (coho salmon) is the source of this 2285-nucleotide messenger RNA. RefSeq names its product ubiquitin carboxyl-terminal hydrolase 47. Gene Ontology annotation, cellular component: cytosol; nucleus. Gene Ontology annotation, biological process: protein deubiquitination. The record is from RefSeq and is a predicted model, not a curated record. Bases 159 to 1853 code for a protein of 564 amino acids. NCBI's taxonomy places the organism in Eukaryota, Metazoa, Chordata, Actinopteri, Salmoniformes, Salmonidae. The transcript has 12 exons. Gene Ontology annotation, molecular function: cysteine-type deubiquitinase activity.
UAGCCGAAAUCGAAAGUGAAGCCGGUUCAACGUCGUUGUUUUUCCUUAGAGGUGACAACUCGAAGGGACGCUUUUCGGCUACAAGAAUACACGAAUAAAUCGGUCAUUAGGUGGGUGUUCUAUGGCGUUUAUUUGGACUGUGAAAACUACUGUAAACAAUGGAGCUGAACAUUUCAACACUACCGAGGCUCAAAAGCAUACUUCCCACCCCAGGACCAGAACACCAUGGCCUGUAUAAUCAAGGGGCAACGUGUUAUUUGAACAGUGUGCUGCAGGUCCUCUUCAUGACUAAAGAAUUCAGAGAGGCUGUUGAAAGUAAUAAGGCUCCUCAAGAAGAAGACACUGUUGAUCUUCAGCUGAAAAAGUUGUUUACAACUUUACGUGAAAUUGAAACUAACACAAAGGGCAUCUCAUCAAUACUAGGCAUUGAUGAUGUAUACAAGCAAUGUGAUGCGGCUGAGUAUUUUGAGAAGAUUUUAGGCAUGGUCAAUCCUGAAGUGUCAAAGAUCUUCAAAGGACAAUUGAGGCACAUCACUACCUGUUUAGGAAAACAUGUGAUGAGUGAUGGAUUUGGUCCAUUUUGGACACUGCCCCUCUCAAUAGCAGAUCCCUCUGACUCUUACAAAACCUACAGUGUGAAAGACGGCUUUAAGGAGUUCUUCAAGUCUUCAUCUGUCACAGGGGAAAACCAGAUGUACUGUGAUGAAUGUGAAAAGAAAUUAGAUGCAACCAUUGAAUGCAAGAUGGAAUAUCACCCAGAAAUUCUUACUCUGCUCCUCAAGCGGUUUGAAUUUGACUACUACAGCAUGUCAUAUGUCAAAAUCAACUGCUGCGUGGAUGUGCCUCACACACUACAGACAGAGAAAUGUGAAUAUGAACUCUAUGCGAUUGUGGACCAUUUCGGAAGUCUUGGAUGUGGACACUACACUGCUAAGAUCAAGUCCUUUGAAGAUCAUAACUGGUAUGAGUUCAAUGACUCAUACGUUACAAAGGUCCAACCAGCUCCACUGAUUGACAGUUCUUCGAGUGCUUAUCUACUGGUGUACAGGAAAUCACAUGCUUCAGAUCGUGAGAACCAUGGAACCAACCAAGUUCACGGUUCACUCCGAGAGGAUGGGGUUACAGAGGUUGGAGAGCAGGUUCAAAUAAAGACAAGUGGAGAUGAUCAUCACGGUGUUGAUGGAAAUAAAGGACAGGGACAACAUGUUGCGGUCAGAAGAAAGGAAAAUGUAGGAAAGGCAGAUACAGGAAGAGAUGAUGAUUUGAUAGAGAGAAGACAGGACAUAGAUGCACACAGGAGAGAGGAUGUGGAUGGAACAAGACGGUAUGAUGUUGUUUUGAUAACAGAGAAACAGCAGAGUCCAGAGAUAUGUCGGAAAUUAGGCAAAUUCCGUGUGUUUCAUCAUGACUAUAUUUUGCCCAUCAGGUGUUCAUCAUUGAAAGAAGAGGAAAAUGCUGUGGAGAAAAUAGAACAGGAUGAUGUAGUGAGAAGGGUAGAUAAGGACAGAGAGGGUGUCAUGGUAAAGGGAGAAACGCAUCUCGGUGAGACAAAGACAAGUCUGACCAAGUACGGAGAGUCUUCCAGCUCUACAAAUAGGUGUGAGACCAUCCCAUCACACCAAGAGUUCAAUGAACUCAGAAGGAAAGAAAUGCAAAGAAGAAAGGACGAAAAGGAUGCCAAUUACAGUCAGUUCCUUGCUAACGUUCAGGACAACAAGCUGAGAGAGGUUCUUGAGAGGCAGAAGAAGAACAAGGCUCACUGUGGUUUCAGGCGCUUCUGGGGUGUCCGUGGCAAGUACACCAAGGCCAUCGGUCGCAGUGGUCGCGUCGUUGGUAUGUCUAAGAAGAAGUAAACUAUGUCCCAACUCCCCAUGUGUCAACUAAAUGCCACAGUUCACACACAAAAACGAUGCAAGAAGAAUGAAAAGAGAAGUGUAGAAGAGAUGGAGCUUUUGGGUAAAGACAAGAAAAGAAGAAAGAGGAACUUCAGGGAAGGAGAGGAGGGAAUGGAAAAGAAGUGAGAUGGCUAAAUUUGAAGUUUCUGUUUUGUCCAAUUUGAAAACUGGAAGAGGAAUGUAUGGAAUAUGGAAUAUAUUCUGAUUUUGGGUACAAUUCUGCCUUUAACCCUGUAUUAUCUGUUUAUAUAUGUUUAACAACUAACUUUAACUAAAGUCCUGUUAUUAGCCUCUUUUAUGUUCAACAUCGUUCAUCACUUUACUCAGAUGAAUUUCUUGUCCAAGUGUUUACAAAGUACUAUAUAUUAAAGAUGCUUUGUAUGUAGAGAA